CGAGGCUUGAAACGCACAUGCGUUCCACUUCCGCAGCGCGUCCGCACAUCUGACUCCCUCACUCCGCACUUAUAUGGGCGAGGAAUUGGUCAGCGCUAAUAAUAACCAGGAGAAAGUUGACUAAAUAUAGAAACAUGCAGCGGCUUUCCGUUCUGCUCAGAGGCUCAGGUCACAACUUGUCAGCGUUCGGACACGGGAGGAAGGUUAUCAGAACAGUUAACUCAAACGACAACAAGCCCACUCCUUUCUCACGUCAAUUCCGCGCCCGUGUUGCUCCCGCCGUCAUCUCGGCAUCCAACCAGCGAGCUCGGCAAUACUCGGGGCUCUGUGGUAACGCCCACUUAAAGGACCGAUCCUUCUCCAGACCACGCCCACUAACUUUUCGCACGCUUUCCCAGAAGUUCACACCUUUUGCCACGCCCAGAGGCAAUUCUCCUUUUACAGGUGCCCCAAGUCAUCGCUUUACGUCAUUGCUGCACUGCGCUUUCUUCUCUUGCUCACCUGGCCCUAAGCUUUAUUCCUCAAUGGCUUCCAGUGGCAAAAUUGACUUGAAUUCACCUACCACCUGCUGGAAAGAGGCAAAAAGUUACUUAAAGGGCCUAAACAACAAGCAAAAGAGGGACCAUUACAGCGUGAAAGAUUUUAUCAAAUUGAAGGAAAUACCUGUUUGGAAAGACACUGCCAAAAAAGCGAACAUCAAACAACCGGAGGAGGGGAAGUAUCCCAAGAACAAAGCUCUGGAUGACAAAAUAUCCCUUUUUAGGGGAGACAUAACAAAACUGGAAGUUGAUGCCAUCGUCAAUGCAGCGAACAGUUCUCUGCUUGGAGGUGGAGGAGUUGAUGGAUGCAUACACCGAGCUGCUGGCCCUCUCUUGAAGCUGGAGUGCAGCUCUCUUGGUGGCUGCCAAACUGGACUGGCCAAGAUGACCUGUGGAUACCUACUGCCUGCCAACUAUGUGAUUCACACAGUAGGGCCGGUGGUACAAGGAGACCUCGGAUCAGCUCAGGAGGAAGACUUGAGCAACUGCUACCGGAACAGCCUGUUGGCUGCAGUCGAGGGCAAGAUCCGCUCCUUGGCUUUCCCUUGUAUUUCCACCGGAGUGUUUGGGUAUCCGCCUGAAGCAGCAGCUGAUAUGGCCCUGAAGACCAUACGGGAAUUUCUGGAGGAAAAUAAAGAGAAGUUUGACCGUGUGAUCAUCUGCGUCUUCCUGGAGAAAGAUGAAGAGAUUUAUCUCCGUAAACUGCCUGAAUAUUUCCCUUUGGCCUAGAAGAGACGGCGCCCCCUGUAGGAGGGGUAAGAAACGGACUUGUGCAUACUCUGCGUUUCCCGCCUGUAAACUCUAAGAAUCGCGUUGGAAUCUUUCCACCCGGAAAAUCUCCCUCUUCUGCUCGUCCCGUUUCCGUCAUUAUUAUUAGUAAAGUCAAUGUGAUCGAUAAA
Molecule: messenger RNA, 1438 nt
Organism: Xenopus laevis (African clawed frog)
Lineage: Eukaryota; Metazoa; Chordata; Amphibia; Anura; Pipidae
Gene: macrod1.S
Product: MACRO domain containing 1 S homeolog
Exons: 11
Coding region: 135-1268 (377 amino acids)
Biological process (GO): purine nucleoside metabolic process; peptidyl-glutamate ADP-deribosylation; DNA damage response
Cellular component (GO): nucleoplasm
Molecular function (GO): ADP-ribosylglutamate-[protein] hydrolase activity
Source: RefSeq, a predicted model, not a curated record